UCUGUGCCCUUCCGUUCCUCGGUUCUGUCUGGGGCAUGCCGAAGUCGGAAGCACCCGCUUUUCCCGGUUCGAUGUCUCGGCUGUGUCUCGGCACAGGUCUCGGCAUUAGAAGCCGCGUUCUUGUUUUGUUACUUUUCCCCGUUCGCAAAUUGGGUUUCGUUUGAGCAUCCACCUCACUUGAACACCACCGCUCUCACCCGCCCACAAUCAUGACACAGUCCAAGGCGAAGCCGUCCGCUCCCCAGGGGAUAAAGAUAAGAACAAACUACGUGCCCAAAGUCAAAUCCAACCGUGGCAAGCCCCCAUCCCAAAUAUGCCCUCGCUGCAAUCAACCCGUCCCUGUGUCCGAAAUGGGCGAGCACGUGCGCAUCGAGCUCCUUGACCCGCGCUGGAAAGAGCAAAAAGACAAAGCCCGCGAACGCAACCUGGGUUCCAAUCUCGACUCCAACCUCGUCUCGACCAACCUUAAGCUGCUCGCCAAGACCCGGCCGGACAUUUUCGUUGGCGGGGAUGAGUUGGAGGUUGAGAAGACGCUGAAGGAGCAGGAGAAGGGGAAGGUUAUUUGGGAUGGGCAUACGGCGAGUAUUGGAACUGUGACGCAGAAGCUGGGCCAGUCGGGGAAUAGGGAGGAGCAGUUGGCGGAGUUGCGGAGGGAUGCGGAGGAAGCGGAGGCGAGGAGGACAGCUAUUGGGCCGAAGGUUCCGAACCAAGCAUCGCAACAACGCCCAGCAGGUCUUCCUCCAGUCCCACCAGCUCCAUCCAUGCAGCACGCGCCACAACCACCUUUCCAAGGGUACCAUCAACCUCCGGCCGGUGCAUAUCCACCACAACAAUCCGGGUAUGCACCUGAAGACUCUUACGCAGACCCUUACUAUGGCGGUGGAGGCGGGGGCUAUGGUGGAGGAAAUUACGACCCAUAUGCUGGACAGUAUGGGCACAAACAGGAUUGGCAAGGGGGUUAUGCGGCGUAUCCGCCGGCGAAUGCUUAUCCGGGAUAUCCUCCGGCUGGCGGACCGCCGCCCCUUCAGCAUACUGGGAUGAAACGGCCUGGGUCCCCUGAUGGUGGGAACGCCGCGAAGCGUCAUAAGUAAGUCAUUAAAUGUGGGGGUAUUAUAAGGGCACGGGAGAGGCCUGCUGUUUGUUCAAAUGGGAUCUUGGAAGGACGUAUAAGGGAGGAUGGCAUUGUGAACCCCUUCACAGCGCGGUCGCCUUCAAGGUGAUCCAUAAAUCUUCGCUCCUUCCCCUGUCUCGCUGUCUCCGUUUUGUUGUAGAAGCCCCGUCUGUUUUUUUCGAAGUGUUGUCACAUA
This is a messenger RNA of Fimicolochytrium jonesii, 1307 nucleotides long. Its product is annotated as Pre-mRNA splicing factor PRP21 like protein-domain-containing protein. Gene Ontology annotation, biological process: regulation of alternative mRNA splicing, via spliceosome; mRNA cis splicing, via spliceosome. The record is from RefSeq and is a predicted model, not a curated record. Lineage: Eukaryota; Fungi; Chytridiomycota; Chytridiomycetes; Spizellomycetales; Powellomycetaceae. Bases 210 to 1091 code for a protein of 293 amino acids. Gene Ontology annotation, cellular component: catalytic step 2 spliceosome; U2 snRNP; U2-type prespliceosome. The transcript is spliced from 3 exons. Gene Ontology annotation, molecular function: RNA binding.